CGGCUUACGAGGUGGACGCCACCACCAGCAACCACCUCGCUUUUCCUGAGAUUUGAAUGCGUAUGCAAAUCACCCCAGUAGACGAGAUAAAGGAAAACGUAUAUUAUUAUGACUUGCAUCUUCUUUCCUUCCUCCUCAGUUUCACAUUCAUCGUCCGUGAAUCGUAAAUAAAUAUCAGUUUUGCUAUAAUAGCUUUGAUGAAAAUUAGCAAACUUGACUCAUUUAUGUGAUAUUGUCAAUUUAAUCACAAAAUCAAAUAUGUACAUGAUGGGGUGUCAAUUAGAUUUGUUUGUCAAACAAAAGGGCAAUGUAUGUAAAUGAAGUUGAUAACAACAAUUCAUAUGAAAAGGUAUGAUUUAGCUGUUGUUCUGCAUGAUCUUCCUCGUCAUCAACUCAUUUAGUUUUUUUAAGUAGGAUAAGGUUAUUUAUAAAAUUAAAUUUAACUUUCGACUUGGUGGGGAUGUUUUUGGACCCGUUUGUUGACUAUCUUGACGCCACGACGCACUUGGGAAGGUGGGUAGGCCAACGACAUGGCGUCAUCAUUGACAACUUUAUAUUUUUCUUGCACUAUCGAGUGAGCGUGGCCUUAUUUUUUGGGGCAUCCCUCCUCGUCACCACCGGUUUGUAUGUGGUUGACCCGAUCGAAUGCAUAAGUGACGCGUCUUGGAUUCUGCACGUGCUGGACACCUAUUGCUGGGUGCACUCCACUUUCACCAUUCCUCAACAUUGGAACACUAGCUACAGUCAGGAGAAAGAACUGUCGGCUCACCCUGGGGUAAAACCGCAAAAUGGAAAUCCGGCAGUACUGCAAAGUUACUACCAAUGGGUUUGCUAUGUACUUGCAUUCCAAGCCCUACUGUUUUAUAUCCCUCGUUGCCUGUGGAAAAAUUUAGAAGGUGGAAAAGUUAACACGCUUUUAAAAUUGGUCGCAAAGUUUGACGAUAAAUCUGAGUCAGAUCUCAUUAAGUAUUUCUGUACGGGAAGAAGGCAGGAUAAUAAUAAUAGUUCCUUCUACAACUCGUACUUUCUCAAACUAUUCUCAUGUGAAGUUCUCAAUCUCAUGGUGGACUUGGGUCAGCUAUACUUGGCCACCUUUGCUAAUUUCACUUUCCUUGACGCCAUUCAGUACAUAACGAUGAAUGACCCGUUGGAGAGGGAGGAUUAUAUUGCUCAAAUAUUUCCAAAGGUGACCAAGUGCACUUUCCAUGCGAUCGGCCCAUCCGGCAAUGAUGUAGCGUAUGAUGCUAUAUGCAUCCUCGCUUUUAAUGCAGUCAACGAAAAGAUAUAUCUAGGAAUGCAGUUAUGGUUAGUCAUUCUGUUGAGCAUUUCGAGCAUUUUGGUGAUUUAUCGAUUUCUCCUCCUUAUCCCAGCAUUCCGUAUUAUGAUUUUGAAACACAGCACGAAAUACACGGAAAUUGAAAGCUUUUACGUUUUUCGGCAUAAGCUCAGUAUUGGGAAUUAUUGUAUACUUAUGAACCUCGGGAGGAACUUGGACCUACUGCAAUUCACAGACGUGGUAAAUUUAUUGCAAAUUCAACUUUCAAAGGUUGAUCAAGUUGUGCAAAAGUCUACAUUGCAUUUAUAAUGCAUAUGAACGUGCGUGUGUACAAUGUACAUAUGUAACUUGAAUCUGCGAGCAAUGCAAGUGGGCCGAAAAAGGAAAUGCAAAUAAAUAGAUAAGCAGAAAUUACA
Messenger RNA from Folsomia candida, 1692 nucleotides. RefSeq names its product innexin inx2. The record is from RefSeq and is a predicted model, not a curated record. The coding region runs from base 461 to 1585 and encodes 374 amino acids. Gene Ontology annotation, biological process: phototransduction. The transcript has 4 exons. Gene Ontology annotation, cellular component: gap junction; plasma membrane. Lineage: Eukaryota; Metazoa; Arthropoda; Collembola; Entomobryomorpha; Isotomidae. Gene Ontology annotation, molecular function: gap junction channel activity.